Andrographis paniculata is the source of this 1415-nucleotide messenger RNA. RefSeq names its product fructose-bisphosphate aldolase 1, cytoplasmic-like. Bases 60 to 1142 code for a protein of 360 amino acids. The record is from RefSeq and is a predicted model, not a curated record. Gene Ontology annotation, biological process: fructose 1,6-bisphosphate metabolic process; glycolytic process. NCBI's taxonomy places the organism in Eukaryota, Viridiplantae, Streptophyta, Magnoliopsida, Lamiales, Acanthaceae. The transcript is spliced from 4 exons. Gene Ontology annotation, molecular function: fructose-bisphosphate aldolase activity. Gene Ontology annotation, cellular component: cytosol.
CACGAUCAAUCUGCCUUCCAGCCAUCACUAUCAUUCAUUCAUACGUCGACCUAUCAAUCAUGUCUUGCUACAGGGGAAAGUACGCUGAUGAGCUUAUUAAGAACGCUGCAUACAUCGGCACUCCCGGCAAGGGUAUCCUCGCCGCCGACGAGUCCACCAGCACCAUCGGAAAGCGAUUCUCCGGCAUCAAUGUCGAGAACAACGAGGCCAACAGGAGAACUCUCCGAGAGCUUCUCUUCACAGCUCCCGGAGCUAUGCAGUACCUCAGCGGCGUCAUCCUCUUCGAGGAAACUCUCUACCAGAAAACCGCCGCAGGGAAGCCAUUUGUGGAUGUGAUGAAGGAAGGCGGAGCUCUGCCGGGAAUCAAGGUGGACAAGGGCGUGGUGGAGCUCCCCGGCACAAAUGGCGAAACGACGACGCAGGGGCUCGACGACCUCGGCCAGCGCUGCGCCGAGUACUACAAAGCCGGCGCGCGUUUCGCCAAGUGGCGCGCCGUCCUCAAGAUCGGCGCCAACGAGCCGUCCCCGCUAGCCAUCCACGAGAACGCCUACGGCUUGGCGCGCUACGCCAUGAUCUGCCAGGAGAACGGCCUCGUCCCCAUCGUCGAGCCGGAGAUCCUCGUCGACGGCCCCCACGACAUCGACCGCUGCGCCCACGUGACGGAGCGCGUGCUCGCCGCGUGCUACAAGGCGCUCAACGACCACCACGUCCUCCUCGAGGGGACGCUCCUCAAGCCGAACAUGGUCACCCCCGGCUCCGACGCCGGCGGCAAGAAGUUGGCGCCGGAGGUCAUCGCCGAGUACACUGUGCGCGCCCUCCAGCGCACGAUGCCGGCGGCCGUCCCGGCGGUGGUGUUCCUCUCCGGCGGGCAGUCGGAGGAGGAGGCGACGGUGAACCUGAACGCCAUGAAUAAGCUGAAGACGAAGAAGCCAUGGUCGCUGACAUUUUCGUACGGACGUGCCCUGCAGCAGAGCACGCUCAAGGCAUGGGCGGGGAAGGCCGACAACUUCCAGAAGGCGCAGAAGGUGUUUGUGGAGAGGUGCAAGGCGAACUCCGAGGCUACGCUCGGCACUUACCAGGGCGGCGCCGGCGCCGCCGAGGGGGCCUCCGAGAGCCUCCAUGUUAAGGACUACAAGUACUGAUUCGAUCAUUCAUUGAGAAUAUACGACGACCGACGAUUGGAUUUACCCGUACUACAAAGACAAAAUCGCCCCGACAGAAAAGCGUUUGAAAUUUAUUGCAUUUUAUGUUGAUUCAUACUCUCAAUAAUUCAAGCAUGUUUGUUUUAUGAAAUAGUUUGAUUCUUUGUUUUAUGAAAUAGUUUGAUUCAAUAUUUUUAUGGGUAUACAUUUCUAAAAAAUCAGGCUUCAAUCUGAUAGCAAAUAGAUUUUGGAUGGUUUGUGCUUUCAAUGCAA